AGUUCCAGCAGACUCCCACUCGUCCACGAAAAACUCGCCUUCUCAAAAUCUCUCCUCCCCCCUCGUCCAGUCCAGCCCAAGCGCCGAACCAAAUCACGCCACUUAAUUUUUUUUCCGCGACGAAUCGCCUCUGGUUUUAAUCGAACGGAUCGACGCAUUAAACCACAAAUCCGAAGGGGAAAAAAAAAGGAGAGGAGGAGGAGGAGGAGGAGAGGGGAAGGGGAGGAGGCCGCCAUCCCAUUCGUUGCUAGUUCGGCGGGUCCAUUUCGACGGCGGCGGCGGCGCGCGCGCGCGCAGCGGGGAGAGGAGAGCCGAGGCGAGGAGAUCUUCGCGGGGUGAAGCUUCAAAGCCCUCCCCUCCGCCGCCGCGUCAGGUGAGGAAGCAUUUAGAAUGGUGGACAAGAACGAUGGAUCUGAAGGGCUCAAAUUCAACACAUCACACCUGAUGCAAACAACUGAAGAGGUAGCGAGAGCAUUUAUUGCUGCAGCUUCUGCAGCCACUGUACAGUCAACACGACCAUCUGUGGUGUACUCUUCCAGAGAAGAGAGUGGCAGCCCAAUGCAGAAGCUGCAACAACAAUUUUCGAAGAUCCUGAAAGGGUUUUCAACGUCACCUGAAGUGUCUGGAUCUUACAACCCGGAGGUUCUCACAACACAAAAGCGCCAGUGGUCCAGGUUCCAACUAAAGUCGCUGGGUAAUAGGUGCAUCAGAGAACCAUCACAUCUUUUCGAGAGCAUUGUGAUUGUUGGACUCCCUCCUCAGGCAGAUAUCCAUGAGCUAGAAAACAUUGCACUAGGGAGCAAUGAGGAAGAUGUAAAGAAACCGAGAAAUAUAUUCGGUAACAAUCACCACCAAGUUCAUGCAUUGUCAAAUUUGGAACCUCAGGUUCUUUUUGCAUACCCUCCAGAGAGGCCUCUACCACUCAAGUACAAGGAUAUCCUCUCGUUCUGUCUUCCUGGAGGUGUACAGGUCCAUGCGGUUGAACGGACCCCCUCAUUCAGUGAGCUGAAUGAAAUCCUCCUAGGACAGGAGCAACUUAAAGAAAGCAACCAGUCUUUCGUGUUCCGUUUACAGGUUGCUGAUGACUCUACACUAUAUGGAUGCUGCGUGUUAGUUGAAGAGAUUGUACAGAGACCUUCGAAGCUGGUUUCUAUGCUCACAAGUGAAAAACCUGUCUUUCCACGCCGGAGUCGUUAUGUAAUAACUACACCGCGAUGCUAUUGCAUCUUUUCCAGGCUCCCAUUCUUUGAACUGCACUUUGGGGUGCUACAGAGUAUUCUUAUGGAAGAGCGUCUCGAAUGGCUCACUGAUGGGGUUAGCUUGCUUACAUCAUUAUCACCUGAGGAAACCUGUGAGGAUGAUGUUGUCUGCGAAGGAACUGAACUUGCAACAGAAAAACAAUAUUUCGAUGGUCAUGCAGUAGAUCUGGAAAAAUCCUCUGAAUCAAGUGUGGGAGUUUGUUCAAAGGAGCUGUCUGACACUGACAGCAGUUCUGAAUGUAGAGAUAACCAAUUGGACUUAAACUGCAAAGAAGUUCAACAGGAAUGUGUAGUACAGGAUGAUCUUGUAACAGGAACAGCUCCUCAGUGUGAUACUCUUGAAAGGCCUGACAAUUGUUUAUCAGAAGAUACAACUGCCGAUCAAUCUGGGAUUGAGCUUCAUGAACUGGAUUCUGUACCAGUUAUCCUGAAGGAAUCUGAUACCACAGAAAAUUGUGGCUAUUCUUUACAGGAUGAUGUGAACGAUGAACAGCUUGACAUCUUUGUUAAUGAUACUAUUCUACCUCUCAUGCGCUCUCGCCUUUGUGAAGGUUCUGAAUUAUCUCCAGGUUCCCAGGACUCUCCUUCUGAAGGCAUAAAUUUCAGAAGCGAUAGCCAUGAAUCGGAUUUGGAGGAGCCAUCAUCAAUUGGUCAUGGAGACUUAGUUGGCCACAACAAUAUAUCGCAAUGGGCUAAGGCAAAAAAAUAUGGAUCUCUGCAAGUUGUUUCUCAGUACUAUCAGCUGCAGUGUCCUGCCAGGGGUUCAUCCCUUACUUUUCACCCGUUGGAUCACCUUCAUCCUCUAAGGUUUCACCGGCCAGGUGAAACAGUUCUUCAUAUUGCUGGUUCUACUAUUGAUCUGCGGUCAUGUGAUACAAGUUUAGAGGUGGCUGAGAUGCGCAAUGCGCUAUUUGCCGAGGAGGAAUCGACUGCUUUAUCAACAUGGGCUGUGGCAUCCAUUUGUGGAUGCCUCAGGUUGGAGCAUGUAAUGACACUUUUUGCUGCAGCACUGCUGGAGAAACAGAUUAUUAUUGUUUGUUCUAAUUUGGGAAUGCUUUCUGCUUCAGUUUUGUCCAUCAUACCUCUGAUACGCCCAUAUCAGUGGCAGAGUCUACUCAUACCGGUCUUGCCAAACGACAUGAUGGACUUUCUUGAUGCACCUGUUCCAUACAUAGUUGGUGUGCAGAACAAGACAUCCGAUGUACAUUCCAGGCUAGUGAACGCCGUGGUUAUUGAUGCCAACAAGAAUCAGAUCAAGUCUACUUCUGUCCCGCAACUCCCGCAGCAGAAGGAGUUGCUUUCUGCCCUGCGUCCAUACCAUUCCAGACUAGUGGGAGAGAGUUUUCUAGCAAGAAAGAGGCCCGUUUAUGAAUGUACAGAUGCCCAGGUGGAAGCUGCCAAAGGUUUCUUGGCAGUGCUUAGAUCCUACCUUGAUUCGCUGUGUUCCAACUUGAGAUCUCAUACGAUUACUAAUGUGCAAUCCAACAAUGACAAGGUUUCCUUGCUUUUAAGAGAGAGCUUCAUCGGUUCUUUCCCGACCCGUGAGAGGCCCUUUAUGAAGCUCUUUGUGGACACGCAAUUGUUCUCAGUACAUACAGACCUAGUUCUCUCCUUUUAUCAGAAGGACUAAGUCUCUUUUAAGAAUUUAACCAUCUUCAGUGAGCUGAUUUGCCAAGGUACAUUCUCUCCUUUUGUUAUGGCAAUUCUGGCAUGGAUAUUUUCUGAGGCAAUAACUGUUAAUGUUACUGCUAUACUUAGUUCCUGUGCACAAGUCUAAAGUGAUUUGUAUGUAGAAUCGAAUGGAAAUCACUUUCUCUGGCACUAUGAUGCACCUGACUUUGCUACCCUCCUGAUCAUUGUGUGGGGGAAGGAAAGUCCUAAAAGAAAAUCAUAUGUUGAUGAUUUGCAGAGUCCAGCAACCAAUUCAUGAUUAUUAGGUGUGCAGUGCAAUUAAGUGCAGUGCCUAGGUACCAAUUUUGCCUUUAUGUAUCUUGUGUGCAACUGAUCUAAUAGCAUGGUGUCUUAUUUCGGAUAUCUUUCCCUCCUUGUGAAACAGUGAAGCCGAUUAGCAUGGUGUCUUAUUUCGGACAUUUUUCCCUCCUUUUGAAACAGUGAAGCUACCAACAGUUACAGCUUGAAAGUUGAAACCUACCGCAAGUUAAAACCGUGCUCAAAUGUCCAUGAGAUAACAUUGCCUUUGAUAUUAACACUUUAUGAAAUACUCUAUCCGUCCCAGAAUAUAGCAACCUAAGACCGGACUUGACUCAACCUAGUACUAUGAAUUUGGACAUGUCUUCUGUCCAGAUUCAUAGUGCAUAGGUUGAGCCCCAUCUGAUCCAAGAUUGCUAUAUUUUCGGACGGAGGGAGUAUGUAGCCAAGUAUAUUUCGAUCCUUAGGUGUCUACUGCAUGAUGAUUUAUUCUAGUGCUCAUUUUAACUCUCUCUCUCUCUCUCUCUCUCUCUCUUUGCAUUACAGUGUUAGAUCCCGAUCUCAACUGUACAUAUUGAUCUUGAAAAGAUGAGCUGCCUUUUUAUUACAUUGGCAGCUCAACGUUGGGUUACCAAACUGUAUGGGUGUUCAUAUGUGGUUCCAAAGAAACCAUACUGAACCAGACAAAGAGUCCAGUUCAUGGCUAUGUUAAGGUACUGGCACGGCUCCCAUAAAAAUGAAUACGGCUGGUUUGGACGAAACCACCGAUGACUGUUGGAGAAAUGGUAUAUUAUUGAGAUCCAGAUAUGGAUAAUUAGCCAAAAUGAUGUUCUAGUAGUUAUACAUUAAUUUGGCAUGGCUGUUGCACACAGCUUGCCAUUUAAGAUUUUGUAGGUAGUAGUUGUCCCAUAGGAAAACCUCCCAGGUCUCUCCCUUCAACAGUGACUACUAAAUAUGUUAAUUCUGCGUUGCAAAAUGUCUGUAAUCUGAAGUGUUCAUUUUGCAGCUGUAAUGUAAUCUGUAUAUGAGGGGGAAACAAAAAUACGUACUGUUAUUUGAAGAUCGGGUUCUUUGAACCUCGAUCUGUUGAGUGAUGGCAUAGUGUAGAGAAGAGUUCGGUAUGUCCAGUAGCUUUGGAAUCUUGACAUGAAUCUUGACGGAGGAUAUUGUUAUGCUGGACGCUCA
Molecule: messenger RNA, 4373 nt
Organism: Oryza sativa Japonica Group (Japanese rice)
Lineage: Eukaryota; Viridiplantae; Streptophyta; Magnoliopsida; Poales; Poaceae
Source: RefSeq, a predicted model, not a curated record